Molecule: messenger RNA, 3404 nt
Organism: Frankliniella occidentalis (western flower thrips)
Lineage: Eukaryota; Metazoa; Arthropoda; Insecta; Thysanoptera; Thripidae
Gene: pain
Product: transient receptor potential cation channel protein painless
Exons: 5
Coding region: 16-3198 (1060 amino acids)
Biological process (GO): transmembrane transport; monoatomic ion transport
Cellular component (GO): membrane
Molecular function (GO): monoatomic ion channel activity; protein binding
Source: RefSeq, a predicted model, not a curated record
AGCUAAUCGAAUGCCAUGCCUACGGGAGGCGCCGGCACCUUCCGAAAGACUGACACGUCGGCCGACCGAACGACUCCAUUGCAACGCUACGACACCCUGUUGCAGAUGAACGCGAAAAAGACGGCUGCCGACGCCCUGUUGCAGAUGGAGAAGAGGAUGGUGGUGGAGGACCUCGAGCUGACGUCCCCCGUGCGGCAGAACGGCGGCGGCGGCCUGGGGCUGUGCCGCUCGCUCAGCCUGCGCGCCCCGGACCCCAGCACCCAGCUGCUGUCCGCCUACCGCAACCAGGACCUGGAGACCUUCAGCGAGCUGCUGUCAGGUUCGCCUCCCGAGGUGGACCCGGACCACUGGUACGAUGAUCCCAACCAUGCCACCAUCCUGGACUUGUCCUGCCGGGACGACGGGCGCGUGGAGUACGUGCGCGCGCUGUUGGACGCGGGCGCGGACCCCAACCGCACCAACCGCGUGCGCAAGAAGGCACCCCUCCACCUGGCAGCCGAGGUGGGCAACAUCGACUCCCUCGAAGUGCUCGUGCAGGCCAAGAACAUCGACGUCAACAAGCAGGACAACACGGGCUGCACGGCCCUGCACCUGGCGGCCAAGGAGGACGUCACGCAGAGUGGACGGGCGCGCGAGGAGCUGGAGCACCGCUACCGCAGGUGCGUGCAGUUGUUGAUGCAGCACCCGCAGAUCAACCUCAACAAGCCCAACCGCAAGGGCCUCACCCCCGUGCACCUGGCGGCCACCCACGCCUCGGCCGACAUGGUGCGGCUCAUGCUGACGGGCGGCGGCAGCCGCCUCGACGUGGACGGCUUCGAGGACGCCCAGGGCCAGACGGCGCGACAGCUCAUCGUCACCAAGUACCCGCAGCUGGAGCGGAUGCUGGGGCCACCUGCAGAUGGCGCCACCGCCACCCUCACGGCCGACCGACUGUUCUUUUACCUCUACAGUCGCGAGAACGCCAACUUCCUGGACGCGCUCGCCGCCGCAAGUUCGAGCGAGGUCGACACCCAGCUGCUGGACGCCGACGACGGUAGCCACACCCUCAUGCAGCUGGCCAGCGAGGCGGGCCUGCACGACGUGGUGGCCGCGCUGCUCGAGGGCGGCGCCGACCCCAACCGCACCGUCGGCACGAACCGACGCAGCCCGCUGCACACGGCGUGCCACCACGGCUACUACCGCGUGGCGCGCACGCUCGCCGCGCACGAGCGCACGGACCUGCACGCCCGCGCGCCCGGGGACACGCCGCUGCACGCCGCCGUCAAGGGGGCGGCCGAGUGCGGCGGCCUAGCACUGGCCGCGAGCCGCGCGGGCCGAGACCACCGCAAGUGCGUCCAGGUGCUGCUCGCCAAGGGCGUCGACCCCAACGCGGCCGACAUCAAGGGCAACAUGGCACUGCACUACGCGGCGCGCAACGGCGACGCGGACGUGGUGGCGGCCCUGCUCCGGGCCGGGGCCUACAUCGGCGUGAGGAACUGCUUCGGCGAGCCGCCCCUCGCCGACGUCUCACCGCGCGCCCUCGAGGCGUACCUGGACGAGUGUGUCGUCACCAACGACCUGCUGCCGCGGGAGGACAACUACGAGGUCAUUUUCAAGUACAGCUUCCUGGCCGGGGCGCACAGCGCGCAAGGGUCACCGCCUCAGGUCCAGAAGCAGGAUGUGAGCGUGAACGUGGAGGAGGACGCCAAGCGGCUCAUGGGGGGACGGCAGCCCGCCGAGACACUCGCCUGCGAGACGGACCCGUUGCUUUACAUGAGCAAGUCGGCCGACUUGCGCUACCUCCUCAAGCACCCCAUCAUCACCAGCUUCCUGUACCUCAAGUGGCAGCGCAUACGGGCCUUCUUUUACGUGAACCUGGCCUUCUACGUGGCCUUCUGGCUGCUGCUCACGGCCUACGUGCUGACGGGCUACAGCGAGCAGCCGGGACAGGGUCUCAUCAGCGAGGCCCUCGACGGGGAGGCGCCGCGGACAGGCGACCAGCACAACGCGUCUGCCAAGGGAAUCGCCCCCGCAGCGGCAGACACCCCCGUCAUGGCCGCAGCCAGUGCGGCGCCCCUCGUCGCCUCGCUGCUGGCCUUCUUCCUCCUGCUGCUCGCGAUCCGCGAACUGUUCCAACUCCUUGUGUCGCCGCAGAAAUACGUGCUCAACCCCGAGAACUGGUUGGAGGCGAUGCUCAUCGUGGUGACGGCCGUGUUGCUGCUGUCCCGCCAGACCAACUCGUACAGCCGCCAGCAGCUGUCGGCCGUCGCCAUCCUGCUCUCGUGGGCCGAGUUGGUGCUGUUGAUUGGCCGCCACCCGCUGCUCGCAACCAACAUCGAGAUGUUCAAGACGGUGUCGCUCAACUUCCUCAAGUUCCUGGCAUGGUACUCGAUCCUCAUCGUGGCGUUCGCGCUCAGCUUCUACACGCUAUUCCGCGACUGCGGCGGUGGCGGCGUCAACGCCUGCAAAGACGACGGGGACGAAAACUUCUUCCUCAGCCCAGGCAUGUCCGUGUUCAAAUCUAUUGUCAUGCUGACGGGCGAGUUCGACGCAGGCUCCAUUCCCUUCGUCUCGUUCCCCGUAACGAGUCACAUCUUGUUCGUCCUGUUCGUCUUUCUGAUAGCCAUCGUGCUCUUUAAUCUGCUCAACGGUUUGGCUGUGAGUGACACGCAGGCCAUUCGCGAGGACGCGGAGCUUGUAGCCUACGUGUCACGUGUCAAGCUUGUGGCCUACGUAGAGAGCAUGUUGGUGGGUGCGGGUCCACAGAGAGGCGUGGCCGGUUGGCUGAGCCGGCGCAUCCGCUCCGCGUUGUGCGGCUGCUUGAACACGUGCAAGAACGUGUGCAUUGCGAGAGUCAACUUGUUUCCCGAUGUUGUGCCCGACCACCAGAUCCACGUCCUGCCCAACCAGGGGAACCGAAUCGAGUUCGCAACGCGCGGUAGCUGCAGCCGCAACAGGGCCAUGUCGCUGGACGAGGACGAGCUCGGCGGCUGCGCGGUGCAGUGCACGCACAUGUCCAUGGACCCCGCCAUCAUGAGGGACAUCAAGGAGCUGUUCUUAAGACGCGUCGAGCAAACCGAGGUCAGCCACAUGCAGAAGACCAUCGACCAGUACGAGAGGGAAAUUCAAAUAUAUGUGGAGCGAAUUAAGCACUUAGAAAAUUCGCAGAAAGAACUGAUUGAUCUUCUCAAAACUAACCGACAGGGCAGUCCAUCUUAAAGUCUCCUAGAUUACUUAAAAGUUAAAAGACUUUGAAAAGGUUUUGUACCAUGGUUAUCAGAAUGAAUUGACAUAAAAAUUAUGCAUGAAUAACUUUGUAUGAGAAUCUCAUCUGGAUUAACCGGAUUUACUUAGUGUUAAUAGAAGCAGAAAGACAAACAAACAGUUUCCCACUACAUGUUCCCAUUUUGUACUUUAGGUUUCUA